Molecule: messenger RNA, 1006 nt
Organism: Physella acuta
Lineage: Eukaryota; Metazoa; Mollusca; Gastropoda; Physidae
Product: adhesion G-protein coupled receptor G2
Biological process (GO): cell surface receptor signaling pathway; adenylate cyclase-activating G protein-coupled receptor signaling pathway
Cellular component (GO): plasma membrane
Molecular function (GO): G protein-coupled receptor activity
Source: RefSeq, a predicted model, not a curated record
AUGAAUGAGUGUAUUUUUCGCAGAAGCCUGCGAGAAACCAUCAGGUCUAAGAUCAUCUACAACCUGUGGUUGACCCUGUUUUUCUUCAACGUCUUCUUCAUGCUGGGCCUGUUAACGCACACUGUCGAGGACUCGGUUCUUUGUAAGGUGGUUGCUGCGGCACUACACUACCUGAUGCUGAGCUCACUCACCUGGUUGACCUUCACGACCUUUCACCUCCACGGUUCCAUGCUCAAUCAUCUCAAUCCGAAGGCUCCAUAUUUUUUUAUGACUUGCUUCUGUAUAGCGUGGGGCCUCCCAGCCCUGAGUGUGUGCGUGACGUUAGUGGCUGAACCGGACAACUACGGUCCAGAUCACACCGGAAUAUGCUGGCUGCAGGGAGCGGCUGUCGGGUUGGCGAUGGUGGGGCCCCUGAGUGCUGUCCUACUGCUCAACAGUGUCCCCAUCAUUCUCAUCUGCAUUAAAAUAAUCAACCUUCACGUCAAGAGCAGACAACUCGGCCUAGCACACAUCAAGGUUUUAAAAUCAUUUGCCACCUACACUGGUAUGCUCUUGCUGCUAGCGUUCACCUGGUCGUUUGCUGUUGUUGCUGUUGGCAAUACCAAUCAAUUCUUGAACUACCUGUUUGCUUUCUUUAACACCUGUCAGAGCAUCUACAUAUUCGCCCUGUACUGUGUGGCUAGCGACAGCGCCAUGAACGAGUGGUAUCGGUUUUUUGGAUGCUCCCGAAAAUGCAUCAAUGAACCGGACAUGACUUUGGACGAGAAGCGCAGCACAGAAAUUAUAGGAAUUCACGACUUCGUCUCUCAAGCCAUCAGAGUUGGUUACAGUGUUGCCAGUUUAGACAUUAGAAAAAGGAGAUUAGAGGGUGUCAAUAAAGAGAAUAGCCUGUGCCAUUCUCCAAGUUUUGAGGAGCAAAGUACUGACUCGUCAUCACAAUCAGUGGACAAUUCUUUGGACAAGACGGGAGAUUCUGGGGCGAUUGCUCAAGAUGAAAGAACAGCAG